UCAAGGGAUGCCGUCUCAGAAACACGCCCUCACACCAGAACAACAAGCGUUGUCUGAAGCGCGCAAACAGAAGAGAGCAGAGGCCGCAGCAUUGGCUGCCGCUAGGCCCGCUACUGCGUCAUCUAGCGUUUUUCAGUCUUCAAUACUUCCGAGAAGAUUCCUUUCCGUGAGCGCUCAAACAAUGAACUCAUCGGAACAAAUAACAAUCAUGUCAUGGAAUGUCGGUAGAAAACUGGAUCCACUGCCUGACUGAUUAGAAACUUCUGUACUGAUGCAUUUUGUCAAGAUGCUUGCACAGUGUCUUGUUCGUCGAGAGCUCUUCCCGACCAGUGACUGCCUAAAGGCACAUCAGCGGGAAGGUAUGCUUUUUGAAGAAAUUACUCGGUCUGGAGCAGACAUCAUAUGCUUGCAGGAAGUCGAUCGUCUGGAAAAGAUCGGUCCCGCGCUUGACUCGGCGAACUAUGGAUUUACUUACUCCUCUGGUCCUCGGAAGAAGCACGGAUGCAUUAUCGCAUAUAGGAAAGACGCUUUUGACAAGGUUGUGGAUAACACGGUCUUCUAUGACGAUGUAAAUGUUCGCGCGGAGGCCGUUAAUGAACGAUCUCGGAAAGCCUCUAGCUUCCGAACAAAGAACAUCGGGCUGAUCCUUGCAUUGAGAAGACGAGAAGAUACGAGUCGGAUCAUUGUUGUGGCGACAACACAUUUAUUCUGGCACCCAAAAUACACUUACGAGAGGGCAAGACAGACUUUGAUCCUAUUACGCUCUACCUGUAAUUUCAAGGAAGUGAAUGGUUUCCAGGACGCGCCCAGCUUCAUUGCUGGAGAUUUCAACUUUAAUCCCUCAGAUGCAGCCUACUCCUUAAUGGUUGGCGACGCUCUUACUCCUGAGCAAGAAGCGGAUAUCACCUUCUCGCACGUCGUUCACGUGAGCCUCGACCCCUCUGUACCAAUUGUAGACCCUAAGCAGGUCACUGAAGACGAGGAAGGCGGAGAAGCUGACCCAGAGAACGAUCCUGAUCGGGUUAUCAAGAACGCGCGACCAGCAAGACGCGAUGACGGACUGCUCUCACCAAGUGAAUUGACCGAACUGUUUGGUCAACUGCCGUCCUUGAGGAGUGCAUACGACGAGUGGGGGUUGACUGACGAAAGGAGGAUAUUCGGGGCUCGGGUGGACGUACCGCCUGAUAGGCGUGGACGCCAUGAACCCAAGUAUACCAGUUAUACACAUUACUGGAAAACAACCUUAGACUACAUCUUCGUUAUGGUCCCGCCUGGACGCACUUUCAAGGUUCUUGGUGUAUUAGAGCCUCCACUUGUAGAAGAUCUCGGCACUGGUCUGCCUCGGAAGGGCGUUUGUGGUAGCGAUCACCUUUCAGUUCGCGCUCACGUAGCCUGGCCACUAGAAUCGGACAGCUCAUAAUGACAUAGAUUAGCAUCUAGAUAUAGAGGAACGUGUAUGUAGGUGAAGGGUAUCGAAGAAAACGAACGUAGGCGCCGAUAGAAAACACGACAAUUUGAAUAAUGCAAUCCUAAUGCUAAAGGAAAAGUAGCAAAAAAAAAAGAUGAAUGAACACAUUUCCCCAAAUGAAAGGGUAUUACGAAGCUAUCCUAAUCCUCUCCAAAAGGUCCGUUGUCUGGGAAAUUUUUCAGAAAUAGAAACAGAAGAAAAGAGCGAGCGAUGUCGUAUUUAAUCGACAGAUAUGUAAACAUGAACUUGUCCCAUUGAAGAUAGCGAUUGAUAGAUGUUUAACCCCUGAACCCACCACGAUCCGAACCGGAAAGCAACAUAUCGUAAAGUCCUCCGGCUGACUUCUCGUUUCGCAGCUGAAUCAUGUAGAUGAUCCCUGUGCGUGCGCCAGAGUCGCUUAACUCGAUGGCAACACCUGUUUUCCCGACACGCUCUACGCCAUCGGUAAGAACUAUCGUUGAGAUUAAUAACGUUUUAUCCUUGUUGUCAGCCUCAACGACGAGCUGUUUGACCAUCGUAGGUCGUUGCAGGUACAACGUCAACUUUGAAGAUCCGAGAGCCUUCCAUUGUGCAUGCUGCUGUUGCAAGAAUACUUUGCACUUCAUCGAUGCAAGUACUGAGGACUCUACAGGCCCCUUAGGUAUCUGAUCUACCGGCGACGUUGGAGGGCUGUCAUCAAGUCCAAACGCAGGCGCGGCUGAGGAGAUACGUGGUAAAGCAGCCGACGGCAGCAUGGGUCGUAAGUGUCCUCCACUAGGACCCUGCUCACCAUACGAAUUCUCGCGCCUCGGGAGGAAGUUAUUCGGUAUGUUUGGUACGGGAGGGGCAGAUCUUGGAGACGGUUGAUACUGGUCAUGUUGUGAUCCAAUAGAAUGUAAGGAGGGCGUCUUGCGUAGACCAGCCUGGAAGGAUGGGUCUGACGAUGGUCGACCAGGAUAGGCAAAUGGCAUUCCCGGGUGUGGAGGCAUGUGUUGAGGAUGAUUCGGGACUUGUCCGGGACCAUACUGCCCAGGCAUCGGUCCUUGACCAGGGAGGAUCGCUCCAGGACCGGGACCUCCCAUAAGUGGUCGCGGAGCAGCCAAAGAACCACUCCGCUGCGGCGGCCCAUUAACAAGACCCAUUGGUGGCGGUCCUCCACCCAUACCAUUCAUUGGGGGAGGACUCAUACUGUUCAUUGGUGGAGGACUCAUCAUACCUCUUGGAGGUCCAUUCAUGCCGUUCAUCGGAGGUGGGCUCAUAACUCCCCGUGGAGGGGGCAUUCCGCCCAUAUGUGGUGGCGCACGGCUACUUUCAGAACGCUGGGGUGGAAUGAUUUGACCAGGAGUGAAAGACGGGGGCCCAGGGAAAGGACCAUCCCUCAUAUUGGGACGUGCAGGAAGACCAACAGGUCCUCCACCUGGCGGGGGCAUUCCACCACGAGAACUUUCGCCUCUUGGAGGAGGAAUAAACUGGCCGGGUGCAAACGAAAGAUCUUGAGGACGCGGGCCAGGUGGGGAAGAUAGUUGUGGAGGUGGGCUAGCCAAGUCAUUCGUUGGAGAGUAAGGGGGAGGUCCGCCCUCCUGAAUACUCGGUGAAUGACUUCUAGGUUCCGAACCGCGUCGACUAGAAGCGCUAGAAAAGGUGUGAAAAGAGUCUAUUCUACGCGUCGAAGGGUCGCUCGCAGCAGGCGAAGGAAUUGGACUGGCAUUGGCACUUCUGGGUGGUGAGAAGGAAGUGCUGGGCGUAUCGCUUGGAUAUCGGGCUGAUGGUGCCUUUUCAGAAGAAGGCAAGCCAUUUAGGGAGGGUACCGGCGGAACAGGUUGUUUUGAAGGAGGUGGCACUGAAGCUGCUUGUUCCGCAGUUGACUUGAAUUCCUUCAGUAUACUAUCCCUCUUUGCCAUCGAGUCGAAGUGCAGACGCAUAACCUCCUUUUUCAGUAUCGUGACCUCUAUAUCAGUAUUGUCAAAAGGAGCGACUCGGACAUGCUUGGCAGCUAAAGGAGGGUAACAUAACCACAUGUCGGUAGCUUCGGCUUCGCGAAGCGCACGAUCUUCAAAAUUCAUCCGCUCACAGAUGAGAAAAAGAUCCGUAAGGAGGAAGACGUGUCCUUGCCGGUGGAUCACUUCAACAUUGGUGCUUUUCGGAGUGAAAUAAAUUGAUGUAUCCUCAGAAAGUUUCAGUUCUCGAGUGUAUGGUAGGCCUGGAGAGUUCAUGGACAAACGAACGCUCCUCGCAGUCAUAGUAAAUAAAUCACGGCAACGUUCAGUUGAUAAUCGUCGCUCUAGGUCCGUCAUAGACAUCGGCAAUGUUGUAACUGACGUUCUUCCUUCUGAAGUUAUGGUGGUAUCACGAGAAGAACGUUGUCCGCUGGAUAGACUACUCCCUCUAGUAGAGCUAUCGAAGCUAGCUCGCACGUCUCGUUGCUCUUGCAGUUGAAGUGUUCCCUCGCUACGAUCGUGCACUGGAACUGCAGGGCUUUCAGGGAACGGUUCUUGGGCAUCUACGGCGUUAACUCGGGUGUCGAUAACAACUUCAUCCGUAGUUUCAACCAUCGGAGUAGCGUCAGGCAGAGAUAUUCUCGAUCGCUCCUCAAUGACCGUCAGAAGGUUCUCCAACCUCCCAACACCUUCAAUGAGUUUUUGAUCCGUCGACUUCCCUGGAGCAGAAGUCUUCAGUAGUCGUCCGUAGAGCUUUUGAUAGUAUCUAAUCCGUAUACGAGGGAGUGAAAGGAGAGUAUCAAGUGUCCAAACGGGAACAUGCGGAGGAGGAAUUGACGCGGAGAAGGCAUCCAUAAUCGACGGCAAACGCUGGUUAGUCUGUACUGGUUCCCAGGCAUCAAAUCCAGAAAGGUACGAGGAACAAUAUUUAGUAUAUGGCGAGUCUAGCUGAUCAAUCCAUUUCAUUAGUAAAUCACCGAUCGCACGCGGCGAGGACGGGUUUGGACCUAUUUCUUUGAGCUUUGUAAGAAAUGAUCUGUUUGCCUUAAAAAUAGCUUCGAUAGAACGAAACAUCAUGUCCAGCUCUGGCGGAGGGAGAUUCGAUCGAGACCAUGCUGCUGCCACUUUCUGUAUUAUCCCCGACAACGUGUCAACGUAAGUCUUCUCUGUCUCGAGGAGAUCCACGAAGGGGUUGACUUUCUUCGUUCGGACACCCUCUGCCGAGGAGGCAUUUGGAGAGGGCGGCUGGAGCAUAGCGGGUGACCUGGGGGAGAAGGAAGGGGAUUCGACACUUGGAAGCGGAGCAUCACGGGGAUGCAGAGGUUCUGCUGAAAAUUGAUCAUUCGCAUUUGAGAUCUCCUGAGAGGAGACCCGUCCCUCAUCAAGUGGACUUUUUGGCGGUGGAGGCGGGGGCGGGCCUCCAGCAGCUCGGAGCGGAGACGGCGGAGGAAGGGGCAGAUCAUCGCGUCCGAUGACAGGAGGGAGUGCCUUCGAUUUUGUCAACGCGAGGCUGGCGGUACUUGCCAUGGGGCAGAGCGGGAAUAGAUAUCACAGUCAGCGGCAGUCGUGGUCCGCACAGGGGCGGCGCUGAGGUGAACGUGCUUGGUCGGUUUGCUUGCAGUUGCAGAGUGUUACGCGCCCAAAAGUACGCGCUUGGCACAGGCAGCUACUCUGUUCGGCUGGCCUCGGCCCUGAGCUCUGUAUGGAAGGCAGAUCCCACAUUUUUCUCAUCCGCUUCGGUCCGGCCAUGCGUCCUCAAGUGCCCGAGUCAGCCAGCCUGCCUCUCAGUAUCCGUCCAUCUGUACUAUAUCGUAUGCCAUUCGCUUCAGGCGCUGGUCUCUGUUGUCGACGCAUCGUCGGCUUGUUCCGCUCGUUCCGGCCAUCCACGUCGUUUCACCAACUUAGACAAUUUGCAAACCAAGCAACACUCCUCAAGCGCAGUCCCUCACCUGUUCCUCGUGUUAUGGAUAAAUCCUUCGGAAACUUCGACCUCGUGAAACGCAUCAAGCUAGAUUCAACAGAUGUCACUGUCACCAAAUGGCGGAGCAGAAUAACAGGCCUGAGCAUCGUCCAUCUUGAAUACGAUUCGCCGAUUGUCAAGGGAUACUUCGCCGUCGGUACAGAGAUCUUCAAUGAUAGUGGCUGUCCCCACACUCUUGAACACCUCGUGUUCAUGGGUUCCAAGAAAUAUCCGUAUAAAGGUAUCAUCGAUCAUCUCGCUAAUCGCGGUUUCUCCAACGGCACGAAUGCAUGGACUGCCGACGACUACACUUGUUACACAGUAGAGACUGCUGGCAGCCAAGGCUUCUUACAAAUCCUGCCUAUAUAUGUGGACCACAUUCUAUUUCCGACGUUAAAGGAUUCAGCAUACAUUACUGAGGUUCAUCACAUAGAUCCUUCGGGCAAUGACUCUGGUGUUGUUUACAGUGAAAUGCAAGGCCGUGAGAAUACGCCAGGUGAUUUGAUGAAUUUACGCAUGAGACGUCUUGUCUAUCCAGCAAGCAGCGCUUACAGGAGCGAGGUCGGCGGUUUAAUGGGGGCAUUGAGAAAACUAGAUGUACAGCAGAUUCGAGACUAUCACGCAAAGUACUACGUACCGCACAAUUUGGCGCUAAUCGUCGCAGGGAAGCUUAGCGAAGGAACAAAAUCUCUCUUAUCUGUCGCCCAGGAGAGGAUCGAACCUACGCUCGUUAAGCACGGUUAUAACAAGGGUGCGCAUCCUCCAGGCUGGGACAGGCCAUUUGUAGACACCCCGUCUGCGUACCGAGAUCCCCUUAAGAGCCAGACUACAGUUGUGGAGUUUCCGGAGAAAGAUGAAAGCGUUGGUGAAUUGCUCUUUGUAUAUCAAGGUCCUGCGACAAGGGAUCAUUUGACGCGCAAGGCACUUGACAUUCUCGCUUCCUACUUGACUUCAUCUACGUUCGCACCGUUGAACAAGGAGUAUGUCGAACUCGAUAACCCCUUGUGCACUUACAUAUACUUUGACGAGGAGACACGGCCAGACUUUGUCGAUUUACCGGUCUACGUUGGAUCUGUUCCUAUGGAGCACCUUGACACAUUCCACGAAAGGCUCACAAAAAGCUUGAACAAGAUCGUGAAAGAAGGCAUAGACAUGAAAAGGAUGAAGAUGGUCAUAGACCGAGAUCGACGCCAGUUGCGGAGCAAACUUGAAAGUUCCAAAGGUGACACCUUCUCGAAUACGGUUAUAGAAGACUUCGUCCUAGGCGCUGAAGAUGGCUCAGACUUGCGACCUGCUAUGGACGAGAUGUCUCUUUUCGAUGAUCUUCGACAAUGGACCAGCAGUCAAUGGUCAGCAUUGAUCAGGCGAUAUUACAUAGAGUCACCGUGCGUUAUCAUCCAUGGCAAGCCCUCGGCCGCCCUUGCAGACAAGUUAGAAAAGAAUGAGAAGGCGCGAACUGAGGCUCAGAUACAGCGACUGGGACCUGCGGGACUCGUUGAGGCAAAGGAAAGGCUGGAGAGGGCUAAGACUGAAAACGAUGAGCCGAUCCCUGAGCAUGUCUUGACAGACUUCCCAGUGCCAGAUGUAUCAAGUAUUUCUUGGAUUCCAGUACAGAGCGUGCAGGAAGGAAGCUCUAGUUCUCCGAAACCGGGAAGGACAGAGAACUCGAAACUUGUUGAUCAUAUCAACGCCGACGGUCGCAACUUGCCUUUCUUCGUUCAAUUUGACCAUGUGCAGUCUGACUUUGUCAAGGUCCAUGCCCUGAUGUCUCUAGCGACCCUUCCGAAUCGGCUCCGCCCCUUUGUAACAGCUUACUUGUCGGCCUUCUUUUCCCUUCCGAUAACCACAUCGACGGGAGAACAACUCACACAUGAAGAGGUUGUCGCCAGGCUUGAUGACGAAACUGUGUCUUACGAGAACGAACUUGGAAUGCAAGCUUAUUUCGCAGAGACUCUUCGCGUAAGCAUCAGUGUCGAGAAGGACAAAUAUGAAGCCGCGGUUAGGUGGAUGAAAGAUCUGAUAUACGGUGCCGAUUUCGACAUUUCUAGAUUGCAAGUGACUUGUGCCAAAAUCUUGCAAAGUCUUCCAGAACUCAAGCGAGACGGAAACACUGUUUUGUCGGCUUAUUCAUCCGAGCUCCUUUACGACGAAUCUUCGACACCAAGGACUAAUGCCGUGCUUGAGCAAAUGCGGGCAGUACCAGGACUAGCCAAGAUGCUCCAGGAGAACCCAGAGGAUGUACGCAAGUAUUUUGAAGAAAUGCGGAAGCAUUUGACGGAUCCAUCUGGAAUGCGAUUUUCCGUCACGGGGAAUAUCUUGGACGUGCCUAAUCCACGAAGCGUUUGGUCUAAAUACUUUGGCAAUCUGAUCCCUAAUACACCCCUUUGCCCGAUUAAACUCGCUAACGAAACUUUGAGUCUGGUUGGUCGUAAUCCCCAGAAGAAAGCUAUCGUCGUCAGCCUCCCGACAAUCGAGAGUUCUUUUGCUACACAUACUGCAAAGGGAAUCAAAGGCUUUGAGAACCCUGAAUUUCCGACCUUACGACUGGCGCUCGAGGUACUGAAUGGUACUGAAAGCUUCCUUUGGCGUUUCAUCCGAGGAUCGGGUCUGGCAUACGGUGCAUCGGUUGGUUGUGAUCUGGAAGCAGGGUUACUGAACUUUUCUCUAUAUCGGACUUCAAACAGUUUGCAGGCUUUCCGUGAGGCGGCCAAGGUAGUCGAAGGGCUCGUAAAAAAGACGAUACCUCUCGAAGAUACGACCGUUGAUGCGGCUAAAAGCACGAUUGUUUACAAUGUAGCGAAUGGGGUGUCUAAGCCUGGCAGCGCAGCUAUCACGUCGUUCGUCAAUCAAGCGCUGAAGAACGUGAGCCAAAACUACAAUCGAGAGCUACUCGAGAAGUACCAAAAAGUGACAAAGGGAGAGAUCCUCUCCAUGCUCGAGAAGUACGUUUUGCCACUCUUUGACCCAGCAACGUCGGUCGCAGUCGUCGUGGCUGCGCCGGGGAAAGUCGACAACACAGAGGAGGGCCUUCGUGAGCUCGGAUUUAAUGUUGAGAAGACCGCACUUGAGGUGUCUCCUGAAGAGAUGGAAGACUCCGACAGUGAAGGGUCAGAGACUGGCUCCGAUUACAAAAGCGACGGACGAUAACAAUGAGCUAUGUUGUCGCCGUUAUAGAUGCGACUAGAUACUACUACAAUACAUCGUAAUGCUAAUUUGUUUGUGGGUGGGACUAUCGUGUCUCAUGUGCACUA
Fomitiporia mediterranea MF3/22 is the source of this 8595-nucleotide messenger RNA. RefSeq lists its product as uncharacterized. Bases 5132 to 8491 code for a protein of 1119 amino acids. The transcript has 31 exons. Lineage: Eukaryota; Fungi; Basidiomycota; Agaricomycetes; Hymenochaetales; Hymenochaetaceae. The record is from RefSeq and is a predicted model, not a curated record. Gene Ontology annotation, molecular function: metal ion binding.